This is a messenger RNA of Fusarium coffeatum, 1953 nucleotides long. RefSeq lists its product as uncharacterized. Bases 1 to 1953 code for a protein of 650 amino acids. The transcript has 4 exons. The record is from RefSeq and is a predicted model, not a curated record. Lineage: Eukaryota; Fungi; Ascomycota; Sordariomycetes; Hypocreales; Nectriaceae.
AUGGACGACAACGCGAACAUGGACACCACAGGCUUUCAGUUCCAGGCAAACUCAACAUCGAAAUGGGAUAACGAACUCAAGUUUGCUGCCGCCGGUUCCGUCCGUACUUCGAUCAUCGUUCUGGCUGUUUUCAACUUGGUCGUGGCAUUUACCGUCGCUCUCGUCAUACUCUUGAGAUCAUGGAGGGCAUUGAAGAGAAGUGAAUCAUGGGAUUUCAAAUCAUCUUGGUUCCGCAUCGUCAGGGGACGAGAUGUCUACCCUUUUGCACUCUCUUUGGGCAUCGUAGCUCAAGGAAUUGUCUAUGCAACUGCUCAAGCAAAGGGACUCGAGUCACUCAUGAUCCUCGACUGUGCCAUGAUCUCGCAAAUGAUGCUACCAGCAUUCUUCAUUGCUCCCUUCAUUCAGCUGAUCUUUGGACUGGAAUUGACCCUCCGCGUUACAAAGCCGAGUGUAUUCCCCUUUCGGGGGCGAUUUAAUACUCCGGCCUGUCUCAUAUUCACCGUUAUUCUUUUGCUCGUAGUAUUCUCCAUCACAUUUGCCGUUCGCCCAUCGGAAUUUUGCUUUGCCGGCCUAGUCUCUUUCCUUCAUCGAUACGACACCGGCAUCUUCGGAACUUUGCUUACCAUUAUCGUCCUCGUCUUGGUCGAGUGCGGCAUCAUCUGCUUCAAACUUCAUACUGGAGCUAGGAUGGUUAUUGCUGAGAGAGAUGAGGCAUCUCGCAUGGUCUACCACAUGGUUGUUGCCGUGAUCUCAUACACUCUACAAAUCACAUUUUAUUUCAACACAGCGUUCUACGAUAUAGGAGCAGCAGGCGAGACCUCAAUGCAGCUAUCUAUCAUUGGAACUGUUGUAAUGAACAUGUCCGGACUUUUGCUUGGCUGCCUGUACCUUUUCCUUCGAUCGAGCAGAGCCCCGACUGGAUACUCAGAUGACGAUAUUGAGGCGACUCAGGGAUUCAAGAAAUGGGGUGAUGACCAAGAACCCACAACUCCCAUAACCCCGAUGCAAUCACAGUCUAUCAAUAUGCCCUCACUAGCCCGCAAGGCUAGCGGUAAGGAAGAAUUGAUGAUGGACGACAGAGUGGAAGACAAAGUGUUUGGUGCACGCAAGGAUUUUCUCAAGGCUGGCUUGAAGCCCCUACGCCUGGGAAGCAUGCGCAACUCUGGCGAUCUGCCCGCAGCCCCAAAACCUGUACGAACCUCGUCAAAGGAGUCGAUCAAGAACUUCAAGCGAAGCAUGUACAGCAUCUUCCCCAAACCUGAAGCACCCAAGUCACCCAUCCUAUUACCAACAACAACCUACAAAGGUCCCGCGACCGACAAGAAUUCCACAACCAAAGCGGCGCCUGCACCUCCAUCUCUGGCCGACCUUCUUGCGCCGCCAGCUCUUCGUUUGCCCGACAGAAAACUCCGAUCUAGUGGCGCUUCAGCUCUCUCUACUGCAACAGUACAGAUCGGCCUGCGACUUUCCAACAUUGGUGAUAUGAGCACCUCCAAACCUGAGCCCAAACCUGACGCAAACCGCGUGGAAGAACUUGACUGCCCCAACAGUACAGUGAGGUUCUUUCCAAGGAAAACAAGCCCACUCGCCAUCGCUAUUGUCGACGUUCCGGGUGAAGGCGCCAGGUACCAGAUUCAAGAUAAUUUCGAAAACAAUCUCUCUGAGAAGGAACUCCCGCCCGUUCCUCUGAGUGCAGGCAUGGUCACUCCUCCAGAGACAACUCUUAGCUCAGCUGUGUAUAGCCCACAAGAGUCAACGCCUAGCCCGUCCUCGCACAAACCCAAGACGGGAUCCAUCAGCUCCAGGGCUCAUAGCCGACACGACUCAAAUGUGGGAGACUUAAGCAGGUUACAUAGCCGUCAUGGCUCAAGGACCAUACCAGAAUCAAGCAGAAUACAUAGCCGGCAGGGCUCAAGGGCUGAUCCGGAUGCGGGAAAGGGGCCUUGGAUUUGA